GGAGAACUUCCGGUCCCGGCAAAACCCCGCGCCGGCGGCGUUAGGUCAGCCCCGUAGGGCCUUGCUCGGAAGCUCCGCCUUCGCUCAGGUCUUUCUAGAAACCCAGCUUUGCUCCUGGAGGUGCCGGACAGUUGCAGCGUCCCGGACGCGUGCGUGUGCCCCCUCCAUGGCGGAUACGACCCCGAACGGCCCCCAAGGGGCGGGCGCAGUGCAAUUCAUGAUGACCAAUAAACUGGACACAGCAAUGUGGCUUUCUCGCCUGUUCACAGUGUACUGUUCUGCUUUGUUUGUUCUGCCUCUUCUUGGGUUGCAUGAAGCAGCAAGCUUUUAUCAACGCGCUUUGCUGGCAAAUGCUCUUACCAGUGCUCUGAGGCUGCACCAAAGAUUACCGCACUUCCAGUUAAGCAGAGCAUUCCUGGCCCAAGCUUUGCUAGAGGACAGCUGCCACUACCUGCUGUAUUCACUCAUCUUUGUCAAUUCCUACCCUGUUACAAUGAGUAUUUUCCCAGUGUUGUUAUUCUCUUUGCUUCAUGCUGCCACAUACACAAAAAAGGUUCUUGAUGCAAAGGGUUCAAAUAGUUUACCUCUGCUGAGAUCCCUCUUGGAUAAAUUAAGCGCUAAUCAACAGAAUAUUCUGAAAUUCAUUGCUUGUAAUGAAAUACUCUUGAUGCCUGCUACAGUUUUUAUGCUUUUUAGCGGUCAAGGAAGUUUGCUCCAGCCUUUUAUAUACUAUAGAUUUCUUACUCUCCGAUACUCUUCUCGAAGAAAUCCAUAUUGUCGGACCUUGUUUAAUGAAUUGAGGAUUAUUGUUGAACAUAUAAUAAUGAAACCUGCUUGCCCUCUGUUUGUGAGAAGACUUUGUCUCCAGAGCAUUGCCUUUAUAAGCAGAUUGGCACCAACAGUUGCGUAGUUCAAUAUCCAGCUAAGUUAUAUAUGAUAUAAGUAAGCAUUAUUAGCAGCUGGUACUUCUGCCAGGGGUUGUGAAUUCCAGGUGUGAAACUGACCUCAAUCCAACUUACGUAAUUUACAUAAAUGCAUCUUAACGGAAAAAUAUUAUUUUCCUGGCAUGUUAAAUCAAGCCUUUAUAAAAAAAAGUUUCCAAGAAAAUUCUGUGUUGUGUUGUUAAUGGUUAAGGAAGUUUGUGUUUUGUAAUAAAUGUAUCACAUUUUUUUUAGAUGCUACUGUGCCUUUAUCAUGUACAUUUAUUUCUCUUGUGAAAAUAGUUCUAAAAUUUGUUUCAACCUAAUUGGUAAUCUGAAUUUAUUUAUAUCUGGCAUUAGUUCAUUAUGGUAAAUUUACAUAUUCAGUAUAUUUUGAGACAGUAUUCUUUUGCCAUUUAUGAAUUUUGGUUGAUGAUUUUAACAGAAGCAUCUCCCACUGUAUUUGGUUUCAAAUUGUCAUUAAAUUGAUUUUGUGCUGCUUUGUUAGGACAGAUUUAUUUUGGGUGUGCCAUUAUAAGAUGAGUUCUGUAUGUGUCUUACACUAUGACCUUCUAAAAUUUUAUUUCCAUAAUUCUGUGGAUUUGAAUAUUUUUUUAAAAGGCUCAACUAUAAGCUUACUAGUCAAUUAAGUAAAUAUUUGGAAUUACCUAACCAUUUUACAUCAGAGAGCAGUAGUCCUACAACUUUCCUUUCAGACCCAUUGAGUAACAUUUCUCAGACAGGAAAUCCUUUUACAGUGUGGACACGUAGGUUAUUAGUAUAGUUUUAGAAUUGCCUAGAUCAGAUUCUUGACUACCAACUUUCUCUGUUUCUUAGGCUUGAAUUUUCAUGGACAGUUGCGGCAGUGCAGGUACCUUUUGAAAAGAAUAUAACUGAAGAUCAUAUCACUGAUACUUAGUGUCUGUUCUGAAAUAAUAAUGAAGACUAUCCCGUAGAUUAUAUACCCAGCAAAUCGUAUUGAAAGGUUAAAUGGAAAGGUUUAUGGGUAAGGUGAUUGAUUGGGAAUGGUGCCUGAGGAGGCAUUUUGGGAGAAUAGUGUACAUUUCAGUUUCAUGCUGGAUAAAUAAAAUUGGGGGAAUUAGAUGUAUUAUGCAACUGUGACUUGAGUUGUGUAAUAUGUUAAAUCCUACUUGUUGAGCUUCUAUCAACUCUAUAAAAUUUAUUUUGAUCUUUACUGUUACAUGAUUGGAAAUGUGUAAAAUGUUGCAAAAAUUUUAGUACAGAAUAAUGUAAUGGUUUUUGUAACCAAUUUUCUUCUGUCUGCAUGUAAUAUGGAUUCUUCAGAUACAUUCAUUGGUAACUUAUUAGUAACAUCAGGUUUUUUGUUGUUCAACUUUCAGAUCUAUAGAAAUGUGAUAUCUAUUUGAUAGCUCAACCAUAACCAGCUCUUUUUGUAAUAUUUUUCUACUAAGUUAGAGAAGCAGCCUCAUAAUAUACAGUUGAUUUUGUGUGUAUACGUGUUUGUGGCUAGCCUCAUUAUCACUAUAUAUGUAAUCUGAUGAUUUCAAGAACUAAAUUUUCUAGAGCAAUAAAGUGACUAUAAUGUUAAGUGAACAGUAUAUUAUUGAUUUCUAAUGAGUUUUUAAAAAUUAUGUCUUGAAUUAAAUCAAGAAAUUUUGGCAGUGGAGGCAUAUUUAUUUUUAAGUUUAGUUUUUUUUGUUUUUUGCAAUUUUUUAAAUCUUGAGAUACUUUUAGAUCUAUAGAAGAAUUGCAAAAAUAAUACAGAGAGUUCCUAUAUAUCCUUUACUUCCCUUUAUGUUAACAUCUUAUAUAACUAUACAACAUUUUAUCAAAAUUAUGAAAUUAACCCUGGAUAACAUUGUUAACUAAAGUAUAGAACCUAUUCAGGUUUCACCAGUUUUUCCAUUUGUUAAUAUUCUUUUUGCUCUGUUUUUGCCGUGGUUAUUAUGGUUUACUUUUAAUGCCCUUUAAGUGUGCCUCUUGUUUUGAGUUUUUCUUUUUUUAUUUAUUUAUUUGUAUUGUUGAGGGUAUUACAGAUGUUCCCUAGUUUCUCCUCUUUUGCCCCUGAGUUUUUCUUUUGAAAAUUACUGUUGGUCAAAAAGAUUUUCUAAGGAAAAGAAUUCAUGUUGAUUUUAACAAAAAGAAAGUGAACAUUUAGACCCUUCAAGGCUUUCUAUCAAAAACAGGAUUGUAUUUCUGACAUGCUCAUGUUUGACUUAAAGGAAGGCUUGAUUUAUAAAUAAAACAUUUCUAUACUCAUGCCAAAGUAAAUUUUACAAUUUGAACAUUACCAGAUGUUCAGUUUGCAUGAAAUUCUAUGGUAUGAAAACGUACAACCGGCUGAUAACAGCAUUUGAAAUUAGAGUGUAACGUAUACCUAUUAAAUCAAAAUUAAGGAAACACAAUAGCAGUAUAUAAAAUGAAUGCAGUAGAAAAAAUAGCAGUAUACCUGAACUUAUUUCUACUAACAGGUUUUUAAAAAGUUGAUUUAACAUCCAAAAUAGUGAAUUCUUUAAGAAGUGGUACAGUGCUGCUGUUUUUCUAGCAUUUUUAGAUAUCACAUCCUUUCAGACAGGUGGAAGCAUCAUACACAACCUGCUUUAUCUAGCAACAAGUCUACAUUCCUUUUCUCUGCUUGAUCCCUCAUAAAUUUAAACUCUAACAUCAUUCCAAAGAGAAAUUUCUUAAAUAACAAUUUGUAGUUAAAGUUACUUGGAAUAAAGUGACCAAGGUAGAUGCUCCUGGAAGUAAGCAAGAAUGAAAGCUAGCUUUUAUUUUUUUAUUUAGAUAUUUAAGAACCUCCCUUACAGGAAAAAUCAAGGCAUGUUAAUAUUAGACCAGAAGGUAUUAAAGAUUCAUGAGGUCUUGUAAGUUUGUAAAUUCAGAUUAAGUUUGUAAGUUUAGGACAUAAAUAUUAUUCAUCUGGAAAAAGAAAAUGAGUAUAUGUAAUAAGAUAAGUAAACUGGUUUAGUUUUUUUAAAGUUUGCUAUCAGAACAAAUGAAAUUAAUUUUGAGGGAUUGUGGGACUUAUUUUUAUUAAUAUAGUUAUUCUAAAGCUUCUUCCCUACCCAAAUCCCCUUAAGAUCUGCUAGCAUCAACACUAUUACCCAGAUUUAGAUUAACUUUGCUACCUAUUUUGUCCAAACCCUCAAGGGAGAAAAUAAUUACAGAUAGGUAUGAAAAUAAUUACAGAUGGGUAAUUACAGAUCAGUAGGUGGCACUCUUUCCUCAAGUAGCCUCCGUUUCACAGGCCCUGUUGGAAGGUUAAAAGCCACUAAAAGGGCCGCGUCAGCCAUAAAACAAAGGAUCUUAAUCCCAUGACCUUUUAAAAUAUGUAAUUACUCAAUAUUCAACCAAUAUUUAGCAAGCAUUUAUUCUGAAUACAUUUUUUAAAUAUUGAAAUGCUCAAAAGCUGAAAGAAGUAUCCUGCUAAUACCUGCUUUCUAGGUAAAUAGUAAAAUAGGCCACAAUUAUGAGUGAUAUUAUGCAGAUCAUGGUCUCUCUUUUUUUAAAAUUUCAUUGUAAGUUUCUACAUCACCUAAACACAUCAAUUAUAAAAUUGUUCUUUCUCCUUCAUUUUCAGGUGUGUAGAAUAAUGGUAAAUAAAUUUUUUUCAUGAUCAUUUUGUAGGUACACAAGGUUAUAGGCAGUUCAGUGUCUUAAAAUUUAAACUUUCAUAGAAAUACAAAUGCAUAUUGAAAUAUUUGGAUAUUGUAUUAGGAAUGGUACCUAGCCCUAGCUGGUUUAGCUUAGUGGAUAGAGCGUGGGCCUGCGGACUGAAGGGUCCUGGGUUCGAUUCCGGUAAAGGGUACAUGCCUGGGUUGUGGGCUCAAUCCCCAAUGGGGGCCAUGCAGAAUGCAGCCAAUCAAUGAUUCUCUCUCAUCAUUGAUGUUUAUCUCUCCCUCCCGCUCCCUGAAAUCAAUAAAAAUAUAUUUAAAAAAAAAUUUUUUUUUAAAGGAAUGGUACCUAGACUUGUAAAUUCACUUUGAGUUGCAGAGACAACUGGUUUCUCUUAACACCUCAUUGGAAUUUCUCUAGGAAUAGGAGAAUUCUACAGAGGCUUAAUGAUAGGGUAGCUCAACAGAUAGUAUACAAAAACAUGUUUAUAUAUCCAGGGGUUAUUUUCAGAGAUUGUUUUAAUGAGCAUUCCUCUUAUAAUAUUCCAGGUGGGGAGUUGUUAUGGGAUCUGAAAUUAAGGAUAAGAAAGGAGCUGCUAAAAUUUUGGGAGGUGACUUCGGGUGAACACAAUACAAUAUACAGAUGAUAUAUUAUAGAAUUGUACACCUGAAACCUAUAUAAUUUUAUUAACCAGUGUCACUCAAAUAAAUUCAAUUUAAAAAGUUUGGGCAGGGGAGGUUUCCUGAUAGUAGUAGUCAUUCUAAGUAGGACAUGUUUUCCUCCUAAAGUGACAUUCAAGUGGGUUCUUAAACACAUUCCUGUGUGAGGGAUUAACUCUAAAUAGUCUUUCUCUUUUUGUGUAGUGCAAAUAGGAAAACUGACCUGCGUUGACUUUUAGAUAAUGUGAGAAGAGAAUAAAGUAUGGUAUUUUUUUAAAUCUAAAGUAGAUUAUUUUUCUUAGAAAGUGAUAGUAAAAAAUUUUGAUGGAUAUCUUUGCUGGAAUCUAAAAAAUAGCUCAUAUUCCAGGACAAAAGGGCCCCAAAAUCAUUUCACUUUUUCCUUCCUAGCCUUCUGAAGCUACUUUUUCGAUGUGUUCAGCAUUUUUUAAGCAUUUUUUUCUUGGUUCAUGACAGUUUAGCUCCAAACUUGGACUAUAUUUUUAUAACUUUAAAAUAAAACAAUUGCUUUUGACAUGAAUUUUUGCAUACAUACAUAAGUUAGACCAAAUGGGCAAAGUCUUGGGCAGGUAACAUUUGUGAUGUGUUAUAUUGGAAGAAAUGUUAAAGGGUCGCAAAGAUUAGAGUCAUAAAAAAACUGCUUGAUUUAUAAAUGCAUUACUUCUGGUGCUCUAUAUAAUGGGAUAUAUUGAACUAAAAAUUUGUAUAAAUGAUAUGUCAGCAUUUCUUAGUAACUUCUUGAAUCCAUUUUUAAUAUCUAAUAUUGUACAGGUUGGGAGUUAUACUUUUCAGGCCAAUACUAUCCAGACUGUAUAAAUUUAUAAAAUAAAUUGAAAAAUUCAUCAUUCCCUGGUAUUCAAGACCAAAGCACAUAAAUGCUAAUGUAGGGCUCAGAGGGGAAAUAUAUUUCUCCUGAAUAUUUGAGAAAAUGUGAAGUCCUUUCAGGAAAAUCUAAUAAACAUAAUAAUCAUAGCCUGCUGACACUAAGGAAAAAGGACCUCAUUUGCUCUUUCUUUUAUGCAGCGAUUUACUGGUCCCUACUGAUUUCCAAAUUGGAUCACUAGUAAAUUAUCUAUGCUGGUACCUGUGAAAGUAAGCCCUGGGAUCCACAUUUGUUUUGUGUUCUGCUUAAAUCAGCAAGAAUGAUAAAUUUGCUGGUGUGGAAUUGGAAGUGUCAAGGGCUUUCUCUGGUGAUUGAGCAAAAUAAUGUCUCCACUUGUAAUUUAUUGUGCCCCUUUUUCACUGUAUGUUCUUUGUAUAUCUAAUAUUUAUUUCAGUACAAAUUAAAUUGUUGUUCCUUCAUCUGUAUUGUCAUAUCUAAGAUUUUAUUGAUGUAAAAAUCAAAUUGUGUAAUAAAAACCUCUCUGGAUUUAA
This is a messenger RNA of Myotis daubentonii (Daubenton's bat), 6571 nucleotides long. RefSeq names its product transmembrane protein 33 (gene TMEM33). Gene Ontology annotation, biological process: endoplasmic reticulum tubular network organization; membrane organization. The record is from RefSeq and is a predicted model, not a curated record. Gene Ontology annotation, cellular component: membrane; endoplasmic reticulum. NCBI's taxonomy places the organism in Eukaryota, Metazoa, Chordata, Mammalia, Chiroptera, Vespertilionidae.